This is a messenger RNA of Suhomyces tanzawaensis NRRL Y-17324, 2664 nucleotides long. It is a transcript of the gene CDC54, whose product is annotated as MCM DNA helicase complex subunit. Gene Ontology annotation, cellular component: MCM complex; nucleus. The record is from RefSeq and is a predicted model, not a curated record. The transcript has a single exon. The coding region runs from base 1 to 2664 and encodes 887 amino acids. Gene Ontology annotation, biological process: double-strand break repair via break-induced replication; mitotic DNA replication initiation; DNA strand elongation involved in DNA replication. Gene Ontology annotation, molecular function: single-stranded DNA helicase activity; ATP binding; single-stranded DNA binding. NCBI's taxonomy places the organism in Eukaryota, Fungi, Ascomycota, Pichiomycetes, Serinales, Debaryomycetaceae.
AUGUCCUCGCCACCCACCAAUCCCUCGCGCCAGGGCCCCUCCAGUACCCCCAGACCCUCGGAGUCUCAGUCCCAGUCCCAAUCGCACACUCCUGGUGUGCCUUCGUCGCCCCUCUUCUUUGGCACCUCCUCUAACCCACCCUCCGAAUCCGGUUCCCACAGCAUCUCCAGACAAGUGUCGUCGCCGUUGCACUACACCUCGUCCGUGCAUCACCCCUCCGACGUGGCAUCGUCGCGUUUGACCAGCGACGUUGACCGCAUUGUCAGAAGACCCCAACGGAGUGACCUUCACGAUGCCACCUCGUCGCCCAUGCGCAGACGUAUCUUCACAGAAGCACACCCCCGAUCCGACACCAGUGCCCUCCACUCGUCGUCGUCGGCGGUGCAUACGCCUGCAGACGACGAGCCUGUCCGCGUCAUUUGGGGAACCAACGUGUCGAUCCAGGACUGUGCCAACUCGUUCCGCGACUUUCUUAUGUCGUUCAAGUACAAAUACCGCAAGCAGUUGGAUGGACGUGACAUCGACCCAGAAGACAACGCGCUCUACUACGUGGAGCGGCUCGCCACUCUCCGUGCAUUGGGGGUGACCAACCUCAACCUCGACGCCCGCAACCUCUUGGCGUACCCUCCCACCAAGAAGCUCUUUCACCAGCUCAUCAACUACCCACAAGAAGUGAUUCCCAUCAUGGAUCAGACCGUCAAAGACUGCAUGAUCCAGACCGCUGCCGACGCUGCAGACACCGCUGCGCUCGACCGUAUCGAGACUGCAGUUUACACCAUCCGUCCCUACAACGUCAAUUUGGUGGCAAAGGGCAUGCGCGAGUUGAACCCCAACGACAUCGACAAGUUGGUCAGUGUCAAGGGCUUGACAUUGCGGUCGACCUCCAUCAUCCCCGACAUGAAAGUGGCGUUCUUCAAGUGCAAUGCGUGCGGCCACACCGUGGCCGUGGAAAUCGAUCGUGGGGUCAUCUCCGAGCCCACUAAGUGUCCGCGUGAAGUAUGCGGACAGACAAACUCAAUGAUGUUGAUCCACAACCGGCUGUCGUUUGCAGACAAGCAGGUGAUCAAGUUGCAGGAAACACCCGAUUUGGUUCCCGACGGACAGACUCCGCACUCCAUCAACUUAUGCGUGUACGACGAACUCGUGGACUCGUGUCGGUCAGGAGACCGGAUCGAGGUGUGUGGUAUCUUCCGCUCGUUGCCCGUGCGUGUUAACUCGUCCCAGAGGGCCCUCAAGAACCUCCACAAAACCUAUCUCGAUGUGGUCCACAUCAAGAAAAUCGACAAAAAGCGCAUGGCUGCAGACACUUCCACCUUGGAGCACGAAAUCGCCGAAAACGACCACGAAGUCGAACAGGUGCGUCAUCUUCUGGCCGAGGACAUUGUCCGCAUCAAGGAGGUGGCCCAGCGCGACGACUUGUACGAGCUUUUGGCGCGGUCUUUAGCGCCCUCCAUCUACGAGAUGGAUGACGUCAAAAAGGGUAUUCUUUUGCAGCUUUUUGGCGGCACCAACAAGACGUUCCAGAAGGGCGGACGCUACAGAGGUGACAUCAACGUGCUCUUGUGUGGUGACCCUUCCACCUCCAAGUCCCAGAUCUUGCAGUACGUGCACAAGAUUGCCCCUCGUGGUGUCUACACCUCCGGAAAGGGCUCGUCGGCUGUAGGUUUGACAGCCUACAUCACGCGCGACAUCGACACAAAGCAGUUGGUGUUGGAGAGUGGAGCGUUAGUUUUGUCUGACGGUGGUGUCUGCUGCAUCGACGAGUUCGACAAAAUGAGCGAUUCCACGCGGUCCGUGUUGCAUGAGGUAAUGGAACAGCAGACAAUUUCCAUUGCCAAAGCGGGCAUCAUCACCACCUUGAACGCCAGAACCUCCAUUUUGGCAUCUGCCAACCCCAUCCACUCGCGCUACGACCCCAACUUGCCUGUCACCCAGAACAUCGACUUACCCCCACCUCUCUUGUCGAGAUUCGACUUGGUGUACUUGAUUCUUGACCGCGUCGACGAGAAAAUCGACCGCCAGUUGGCCAGACACUUGACAGAAAUGUACUUGGAAGACACUCCCGAAACAGUGUCGGCCAAGCAGACAUUGCCAGUAGAGUUUUUGAGUGCAUACGUCCAGUACGCCAAAGAAAACUACAACCCUACCUUGUGUGAAGAGUCCAAGAACGAGUUGGUCAAGGCAUACGUAGAGAUGAGAAAGUUGGGUGAAGACUCGCGUUCUUCCGAGAAAAGAAUCACUGCCACCACCAGACAGUUGGAGUCCAUGAUCAGAUUGGCAGAAGCCCAUGCCAAAAUGAGAUUGUCCGACACGGUCGAGUUGAUCGACGUCAAGGAAGCAGUCAGAUUGAUCAAGUCAGCCAUCAAAGACUAUGCAAUUGAUCCAAAAUCCGGUAAAAUCGACAUGGAUAUGGUCCAAACAGGAACGACUUCGGCUCAGAGAAGAGUCCAGGAAGACUUGAGCAACGAGCUUAUGAAGAUCAUCGAGGAGGGACACAACAUGAUCCGUUUCACCGACUUGGCAAUGAAGAUCAACGAAAGAGUGUCGUUUAGGGUCGAGAACUACGAAAUCAAUGCGGCUAUCAAGAAAUUGGUGGGCGAAGGAAAGGUUAUCGAGCAAGGCGACAGCCACAGAAAGACCAUCAGGAAGAUUUCGUUAGUGUGA